Drosophila persimilis is the source of this 629-nucleotide messenger RNA. RefSeq lists its product as uncharacterized. The record is from RefSeq and is a predicted model, not a curated record. The transcript has 2 exons. Bases 48 to 464 code for a protein of 138 amino acids. Lineage: Eukaryota; Metazoa; Arthropoda; Insecta; Diptera; Drosophilidae.
AAUAUUUUUUCCGGACAAGGAAAUUAUUUUUCUGAUUGAAAAUCAGAAUGUCCAAUCUGAUGAGCCAGCAAGAUUGCGACAAGAUCAAAAAGAGGCUCUACAACAGGGUGGGGCCACAUCCCGACUGCAGCGAUCCAGCAAUGGCCUGGCCAAAGUCACUGGCCAACUGCCCCGAAAUGGCCAAGCUGUCAAUCAAACCAGAACCAAUCACCGAUGGACACGAUCGCGGUCAGAUGCUGACCAUCGGUCUUCUGUUAGCCGAUCAAUUGGCCGAACCGAAGAAAGAAAAUCCGAUCUGGCCCUCGAGUGCGGAGGUCGAGAAGCGCCUCCGCUCGACUGGCAUCUACAAGAACCGCUUGGUUGCCCCCCCUCCAGUCUUUGCCGCAGCCACUGAAUGCGCUGGGGACCCAGGCGCCAACGAUUGCCGCAAUUGGAGGGCGACUGAGGACACAUUCUCCAAUUAGUGGCUAGUGGCUAGCCACUCUCUCCCACCGACUCUCCUCUCCAUCCACUACAGAUUCGCUUCCAUCUUGGCCACACCACAAAUUAUGAUAAUACGCAAUUUCCCUGUAACAUGUCAAAUUUUAUCGUCGUUUCGUUCUGCAAAUUAAAACAUAUUGUGUAUGUGA